Hibiscus syriacus is the source of this 1002-nucleotide messenger RNA. RefSeq names its product protein IWS1 homolog 1-like. The coding region runs from base 1 to 1002 and encodes 333 amino acids. The transcript has 4 exons. Gene Ontology annotation, biological process: regulation of DNA-templated transcription elongation; brassinosteroid mediated signaling pathway. Lineage: Eukaryota; Viridiplantae; Streptophyta; Magnoliopsida; Malvales; Malvaceae. The record is from RefSeq and is a predicted model, not a curated record.
AUGAUCAAAACUGAUUCGGAUGGACGUAAGAUCAAGGAAGCUGAUUGUGUUAAGGCCAUUGGUCCCGAAGACCCUACCGAGGAAGAUAUGAACAAAUUCUUCUCAAGCUUAGAGUACAAGCUUGCGAGCUCCAAAACCGUUGUUUCUCAAGAAGAAGCGAAGGAAGCACUGGCUAAAUUAGACGAAGCCAUGAAUUCCCCUGUCGAUUUUUACAAUUCAGGGAAGUUUUCUCCACUUAAGCAGCAAAUAGAUCCUCUACCACCCUUACAAUUGAGCAAAAAAAAGUUGUUGGCCAUGGAGGAAAGCUUGAAAGAAGUAGCUGAUCGGGCAACGAAAGUAGUGGAGGACAAGAACCACCUUAGUGAGAAUGAAUCUAUCAAGCUAACGAUUACUCAUAACUUGAAUAAUAAUCUGGUCAGAUAUAAAGAGAUGGAAUUAGAGGUGAAACAGGUAGAGCAAAAACUUGUUGCCUAUCAGGAGCAAGUUGAAGAAAUACAAAAGGAAAGAGAGAAUAUAUUGCUGAACUUUCUUUACAAGAAACAUCUUCAAUUAGAGUUUUUGGAUCAUGGGAUUUUGAGUUUGUUCAAGAAUUGGCUCGAACCUCUUCGAGCUUCAAUUUUGAAUAUAUUAACACAUGUGAUGCCUGUGGAUAUAAGGGCAGAAGAUCGAAGGGAGCAGUUGAGGAAGAUUGGACUGGGUAAAGUCAUCAUGCUUCUGUCAAAAUCGGUUGAGGAAAUCACUGCCAAUAGACAACUUGAAAAAGAUUUGGUUGAAAACUGGAGUCGAACCAUAUUCAACAAGACUUCAAAGUAUUCGGAACAUGAAAAAGUUGUGAUUCCUUUGAAGAAGCCAUCACCAUCACCAUUGAAGAAGAAAUCAACAAUGGGAGUGAAGAAGGCUGAUUUAGAUUUGGAAUUAGCGCCCCACAAGAAAUCAAGUUCAUCGGGGAGCGGCGGCGGUGUUGCAGUGCCGAAAGCGCUAGUAAAUGAGGUGAAUCCAUGA